AUGCCGACUCCCAAAGAUGUUCCUUCGUUGCGCUCCUUCUUGGGACUCAUCAGCUAUUACUCGGCUUUUCUACCGUCGAUGCACAAUGUCCGGCCACCACUGAAUCACUUGCUUGGAAAUGACGUACCUUGGGUUUGGUCCGACGAGUGCGAGACGGCCUUCUGUCAACUCAAAUCAAUGCUCAGUUCGGACCGGCUGCUGACCCAUUAUGAUCCAAGUCUACCAAUUGUUGUUGCAGCUGACGCCUCCGCCAAGGGCAUCGGAGCCGUCAACCUCCACGUUUCCCCGACGGCACAGAAAAGGCCAUAA
This is a messenger RNA of Mesocestoides corti, 309 nucleotides long. The record is from the annotation of a GenBank genome assembly. Lineage: Eukaryota; Metazoa; Platyhelminthes; Cestoda; Cyclophyllidea; Mesocestoididae.